AUGGACGACGCGGAGACGACGCCUUCUCUCCCCGCGGAGGAGGCGCCUCCUCCCGCUCCCGCUCCCGCUCCCGAGCGCGAGCACGAGCGCGCGUGGUGCCACGACUGCCGCGCGCGCUUCGACGCGACGCCGGAGUUCUUGGACCAGCGCGACCCGUCCUGCCCCGCGUGCGGCGGGCCGUUCGUCGAGGUGUUGGACCCGGACGACGACGACGACGACGGCGACGACGACGCGCCCUCGACCACGACGACGACCUCGACGACGACGACGACGAGCGGCGCGGGCGCGGCCGUGCACAUCACCCUCGACGAGAACGCCAACUCGGAGGACAUCAUGCGCGCGACGCGGCAGAUCAUCGAGCACCUCAGCGCGAGCCCGACGCUCACCGUGGGCAACGGCGGCGGGAACGGCGGGAACGGCGGUAACGGCGGGAACGGCGGGAACGGCGGCGUCGCCGCGACGAUGAGCAUCCAGGUCGACGGCGUCCCGAUGACGGACGCGACCGGCGGCUUCGGCGGCUUCGGCGGCUUCGGCGGAUCGUUCCGAGGCGCGGGCGGGGGCCUCGCCGGGCUCGCGGGCGCGUUCUCCGGGUUCGACGCCGCGGGAUUCCCAGACGUGAACCUGGCCGAGUUGGACACGCGGUCGUUCCACGCGCCGACGUGUCCGACGUUCGUCGCGAACUUGCCCUCGGAGGUGAUGGACGGGGUGGUAGAUAAAGACAACGACGACGCGAAAUGUCCGGUGUGCCUCGUGGACAUCGAGAUCGGGACGACGUGUAAGCGGCUGCCGUGCGGGCACCGGUUCCACGACCGAUGCAUACGCACGUGGCUCGCGAGCAAGCGGUCGUGCCCGGUGUGUCGCGCGGAGCUGCCCGCGGCGCCGAGCGGGGACGGGACCGGCGGCGGCGCGAGGGCCGCGUCCGGGUACGGGUUCGACGGCUCCGCGAUAUAGGUACAGCAGUAGUCCAUUUAGCCGCGCGAUAGAAAGAAGAAGGAAGACGAGAAUAGAGGAGAG
Messenger RNA from Micromonas pusilla CCMP1545, 1014 nucleotides. RefSeq lists its product as uncharacterized. The transcript has a single exon. Gene Ontology annotation, cellular component: cytoplasm. Gene Ontology annotation, biological process: protein ubiquitination. NCBI's taxonomy places the organism in Eukaryota, Viridiplantae, Chlorophyta, Mamiellophyceae, Mamiellales, Mamiellaceae. Gene Ontology annotation, molecular function: ubiquitin protein ligase activity. The record is from RefSeq and is a predicted model, not a curated record. Bases 1 to 951 code for a protein of 316 amino acids.